AUGCAGUUUGCAGGCAUGGGUUUUGCGCCGCAGGACAAGGUGCCAGAGCGGGAGAAGUACAGCAAUUGCAUCUGGAGCAUUGCUUUCAAGCCGGACGGUUCGCAGAUAAUCGUGGCAGCUGGGAACCGGGUCCUCGUCUAUGACACCACCGAUGGCGACUUGGUGCAUUCAUUGAAAGGGCACAAGGACAGUGUUUUCUGCGUUGCGUACUCCAAGCACGGCAAGAAGUUCGCGUCAGGCGGCGCAGACAGACAGGUCAUCAUCUGGACUCACAAGGCGGAAGGCAUCCUCAAGUACAACCACAACGAGUCCAUCCAGUGCCUGUGCUACAACCCAGUGACGCAGCAGCUCGCCAGCGGCACGGCGUCCGACCUGGGCCUGUGGUCCCCGGAGCAGAAGUCCGUGUCCAAGCACAAGGUCAGCUCCAAAGUCUUGUGCAUGUCGUGGACGAACGACGGGCUGCACCUGGCCCUCGGCCUGUUCAGCGGCCACAUCAGCAUCCGGGACAAGUUCGGGGCGGAGAAGGCGGACAUCGCCCGCGGGAACCCCGGGUCGCCCGUCUGGACGCUCGCGUGGAACCCGGUGCCCCCGAAGGCAGAGCCCACGGACGUGCUGGUGGUCGGCAGCUGGGACCAGACGCUGUCCUUCUACAAGGUGUCCGGGCAGGAGUACGGCAAACAGCACCAGCUGGAGUACGACCCCUGCGGCAUCGACUUCUUCUCGAACGGGGACUACUUCGUGAUGGGAGGCACCAACCACAAGGUCCAGCUGUGGAGCCGCGAGGGCGUCAUGCUGGGCGACCUCGGCGAGCGCGACGACUGGAUCUGGUCGGUGGCGGUGCGGCCCAG
Messenger RNA from Prorocentrum cordatum, 848 nucleotides. NCBI's taxonomy places the organism in Eukaryota, Dinophyceae, Prorocentrales, Prorocentraceae. The record is from the annotation of a GenBank genome assembly.